AUGUUCAUCAAUGAAACAGCAUCAACGAACGAAAAAAUUGAAACCAUCUGUAAGAGUCCGAGCAGACAGAAAACAACGAUACUGAGUCAACGUGCAGCAAAACGACGAACUCAAAAGGCGAUACCGUGCCAUUAUUGGACGAAAGGUGUUGUUUGUCCGUAUGGAAGUCGUUGUUGGUAUUCACAUGGCGAUUGCAAUGAGGAAUCAUCACCAAACAAUACGAUAGAUCAAACAAUACUCACGAAGACA
Anisakis simplex (herring worm) is the source of this 249-nucleotide messenger RNA. The record is from the annotation of a GenBank genome assembly. Lineage: Eukaryota; Metazoa; Nematoda; Chromadorea; Rhabditida; Anisakidae.